AUGCCGGCCGGCGGCGUGACGGCCGCGGCGGCGACGCCGGCGCCGGCGCCGCGACCGACCGCCAGCCCGCUGCGGGCGGUGGAGCGCGGUCUAGUGGACAUGUUCGGACCGCCGGAGCCGGACAGUGGCCGUGUGGAGCGUGACAUUGAGGCCAUUUUCGGGUCGCCAGAGCCGGGCCGGGGCCGGCUGGGCUCGCCCGCCGCCGGGUCGACGGCAGGGGGCGCGGCCACUGCCCGCUCGGACCGGCCGGUGCCCGACGAGCGGACGCCACGGACGGGGGUCGGCAGUGAUUCCUCGCGCGCGGAGAUUCCGAAGGGCAGCAGUGAGCGGGGUUCACCAGGCCGUGAUGAAUGCGGGCUGGCACGGGUGUCGGCGAACAGUGACGAUCGCCCCCUCUGGAAGGUGAUCGAUUCAACGUCAGAUGAAAAAGCGGUCACCGAUAACGACGAAUCUGGACGUAAUGGCAGCAGCUGGAAAAAGCCGAUGAAGAGCGGUCGUGACAGAAACUACCGCAGCAGCACGUCAGGUAGGAUUGAUGCUGUGAGCAGUGACGAAACUCAGGGUAAAAACGAAAAUGCAAAGGACGAUUUGUGCGACUGGAAGAGUAAGCACAAGACACGUAUUGAGGAAGAGGAUAGCGCGAAGAACGGCAGGUCAAAGGACGUUUCCUAUUCCGAGGAUGGAAAGAAUAAGAACAUCGAAUCGAAGGAACACGGCGAUGUGCGAACGGCUGUGCGGGACCAUCAGAGCCGAAAGAACAAGACAAAGCGUCGUGGCUCGCCCAGCAGGCGCACCCGCUCCUCCAGCUCCUCCUCCAGGUCGUCUAGCUCGGCCAGCUCGACUGGCCGGCGCUCGCGGCGCUCGGUCCGCGCCGUUCGGCGACGCUCGGCGGACCGGAGCCGCGACGCCAGCCGGUCGCGGCGCUCCCACUCACCGCGCGACCCUUCCGGCCUGUCGGCCGGCAGGCGCUCCGACGACGCCCACAGGAAGGCGCGCGCACCGUCGCCCCCGCCGAAAAAAGUCAAGAAAGGAAAAUCCACGCGGAGCGACUCCUCGGACUCCGAUGGCAACGUGAGGAAGUGGAGGGAUCGGGGUGGCUCGUCCGAUAAGGAGGCGAAAACGAAAAAGAAGAAAGACCUUGAAGACUCGUCCGAGAAAAGUAGGAAGGGUAGGAAGAAAGCAGCUAGGGAUAGCUCGCCCGACAGAGGUAAAAAGAACAGAAAGAAAGGUGGUCGAGACAGCUCUUCCGAUAAAGAUAAAAGGAACAGGAAGAAACGGGAUCGAGACGGCUCUAUCGAAAAGGAGAGGAAGAGCAAGAGGAUAAUAGGUCGAGGGAGCUCAUCCGACAGAAAUCGAAGCAAAAAGAGGGUUUGUCGGGACAGCUCGUCCGAUAGUGACAGAGAGGACAGGAGGAAAAGAGGUCAAGACAGUCUACCCGACAAAUUUAGAAAGACCGAGAAGAGAGGUGGUAGAGAGAGCUCAUCCGACGAAGAAGGAACGAAAAAGAAGAUAUGUAGAAUGGAGAGUUCGUCGGACAGAGAUAGAAGGCGGCAGAAGGCACGGAACCGGGACAGCUCGUCCGACACAGACAGGAAGAGUUUAAAGAAACGUGACGCAUCGCCACCAUCAAAAUCAGUUAAAGCCCGCAUUGAUAAUGGAUUGCCGGCUCGCAAAGUCUCAAAGGACAUGGACGUUACAAGCUCAAACGAUAAAGCUGCCAAUAAAAGACGCCGCUCGAGGGAGGCGUCUCCCGCGCGCGAACGUUCAGAAGACGCCACGAGGCCAACGUCGGCCAGAGGACGGCGUCGGUCACCUGCCGCGCGCAGUCCGUCGCGGGGCGAGUCUCGGCGCCGCCGCAGCCACGGGACCGCCAUGCCAUGCCUGAGGGCGCCGAGCGUGCAGAGUCUGCAGUCGCGCUUUGAUGAGCUCUUCGGCUCCGAGCCGACGCGCAUAGCCAGCAGGGGCGGCGGUACCGCCAGCCUGAGGCAGGCGCGCCAGAUCAAGAAGCACGUCAAACGAGCCGACAAGACGCUCUCCUCGGCCAGUCUGACCAACGCCACACUGGAGGUGGUGGACGACGUGCCCAGCUCGGCGGUCGAGAUGCUGGUCAAAGAGAAGUUCCUAAAGAAGUUGAACCGCCAGGAGCGGGUGGUGGAGGAGGUGAAGAUGGUGCUGAAGCCUUACUACCACAAGCGCUCCAUCACCAAAGACCAGUACAAGGAGAUCCUGGGCAAAUCGGUGACCAAGAUAUGUCACAGCAAAUCCGGGGAAAUCAACGCUCAGAAGAUACAAUCCCUCGUGAUCGGGUAUGUGACGAAGUUCAAAUACUCCAACAAGAAGGCGAGUUUGACGCGGGGAACGUCGAAGCCGGGUUCCUCCGUCAAAACAAAAAUGUGACGAUGGGCCUCAGUAAAACGUUUGCAAUUGUGAAUGUUUAGGACGCAUCGCUGAGCUGCUGCUGGACGUGUUGCAGCCAUGUGUACUGAACGGUCGGUGCGCCGAGAGCCCACGUUGGGUCACGUGUUUCAUCCUUGUCCAUGAAGUCAUUAGCUAUGAUUUGAUUAUUUCAUUGGCCGCCCGGCCGCGGGUGGCCAUCUGCUUGUGGUAGGACGCAGACGCUGUCACCGUGCUUUUGCACAUACAACUGAGAAAUAUAGUCAGUAUUUGAAA
This is a messenger RNA of Pollicipes pollicipes, 2670 nucleotides long. RefSeq names its product splicing factor, arginine/serine-rich 19. Lineage: Eukaryota; Metazoa; Arthropoda; Thecostraca; Pollicipedomorpha; Pollicipedidae. The coding region runs from base 1 to 2397 and encodes 798 amino acids. The record is from RefSeq and is a predicted model, not a curated record. The transcript has 6 exons.